AAGCUAAUAGUAAACGUAUGCAAUAUUUUUUGGGCAUCAAAACUGUGACACAUGCGACACUUGGCAAUGUCGUUAUUUUGGCUUUUUUGGUAGGAAAAAUAAAAAUUACAAAAUUAUUGGCAAGAAGAUAGAUGCGAAACCUGCCGCGGCGUUCCCAGGUGGGGCUCAGUGGGGUUGUGUGCAGGCGUGUGGCGAUAGAGGCGAGCUGAAAAAUGCCAGCUCUGCUGGCGCUUUUCCUGGGUCAAAAUCAUUUCGUGAAACUUGUCAAUCAUCACUUGAUUAUCCUUAAAACCAACGCACUCCUUAGCCGCCUUCAAGCCCAGCCACUUCAAUUCCGUAUGCUCUUCAGAUAGAAUAGGUUCCUGGUUGGGAUUACGGAGCUCAGCCAGCCAAUAGAUAACAAUCUUUGGUUUUCCCUUGACCUCAUAAUUGAGCGUUAUAGGGGUGUUUUGGUGUAUAAUCAAGUCCUUUUCGUCAUAGCUGUAUAUGCGCGUUUGACGCGUUUCAAUUAGAUGGUGUACAAAUGCAUUGUAUAGUAAAUCACUUGCCCGGCUUCCUCUUUAGUUUCCCGCAGCGCUGUGGUGAAGUCGUCCUCUCCCGGAUCGACAUGACCCUUGGGUGCACUCCAGUGAAAGCUGCCAUAGGAGGCUUUUAACAAUAAGUACUGUAUCUCCCCACAGAGACGACGAAAAAUAACAAGUCCAGCCGCUUUUUUCAUUGUCUUGCUGUUGAUUGGCUCAGUGCUGGAAAGUUUCAUCAGGUAAAAAGAUAUGUGUUGUAAAGAUUAAAACUGAGCUCGAUGUGCACGUUUUUGAGUGAAUUCAUUACAUAAAAAAUUGUUAAAAUUACUUACACGAUGUACGCAUUACUUCGCCGAUUUGCGGGGGCCGCCUCUACCCCCACCAAAAAAUUGAGAUGUUACUCUUCCUUCACGCCGAGAGAUGUGCUGCGGGACACCGCCGAUGAGGCCGGCACGCUGCUCACACGGUUUGCCAAACACAUCGCUCUGGAGCGGUACAAGGAUAAAGAGCAUGUGCUGCCUCCGACGACAGUGCGGUAUGCCGACUAUUUUCCAAUCACAGACGGUCGCUACUUCCAGCGAUCUGUGGAGAAGACAGAUGCUUCACAACUGCCAGCGCUGAUCAUUCUAGCUUCAAGCUAUCGUUCGAAUGCAGCUCUUCCUAUGUAUGUAACCGCUCUAAACACAUUGGAUGCACAUGCUGUGGCACAGCUCGCAAAGAUGGACACCUCAACAGUGCUUGAAACGCUGUAUUCAUUCCUUUUCCUCAUACCAAACUGGCUGAAAAGAACGGAUUUUCAUCAGGAAGCAGUGCGCAGGCUGGCUAUGGAGGAUUUCCACGACAACAAAGAGCGGUUUCUGCAAGUUUGCUUUUAUAUGGGACUGCAAAAGAAGCAGACGACAUCAAACGAUUUUCAAGAGCUCCUGGAGGAGCAGCUUCCAAAGCAUUUGCCAGCCCUAAGUGAACUGGAUCUCGCUCUGAUAAGCAAUGCCGCCUACAAGACGUCCACUGUGAUUAAGGGCACUGCGAAAGAGGCUUAUGACACAACUUUGGCUAAUGCCGUUUUGAGUUUGAAGCUCACUUCAGAAAGCUCUGCCCUGUUAAUAUCUUUCAUCAAGGCUAUGCGGCUGCAGCGUGUGCGAGACGAACGAGUGUGCCAGCAUCUGCAGCAAAUUUGUUUGGACUCUGCGCAAAUAACUCAGAUUGAACCCAGAGGAUUGGGACACAUUUUUGCAUUUUUUGCCGAACAACUUUGGGACCAAGAAGAAUGUCUGUCCGUCAUAGUGGAGCGGCUAAUGGGCUCUCUCAAGCCAGGAGACUUGAGGGCCAAAGACUUAGCCACAUUUCUGUGGUCUUGCGCACAACUCAAUUGCCAAUUGUCUGCUGCGCAGCUCAGACAGCUUGAGCUGGCUGCCCUUCGAAAACUCGAUCAUGGCGAGUAUAAUUUUUACCCAGACAACCUGGUAGAUACCUGCCUAUCCCUGUACACGUUGGGGCAUUACUCAAAGGAUUUGAUAGACGCCGCCGAAGAACUGAAGGCCACGCAACAUCGCCAGAAAGCACAACCCAAAGUGGACAGCCGGCUAACAGUCCUGCGCUCGGCUGUGGCCAUCGAACAUCCAUCACUGGCAAAAUUGAAAACCGAACAGGUGUUCAAGGAGUUUACCCGGGCCCCUGGAUAUUUGCUCAAGGAACGGACGGACUUUACCAAGUACGCCGAGCAGUUAGGUCUAGAUGCUGAGGUGGAGGGCGUUGAUCUAGUCUGCCCCAUCAGUGGCAUCAAUAUCCCCAGCCUGCGAGUGCAGACAAUGGGCGGCCAGGCGAGCGUCUACUUUGUGGAACUACUCACUCCACAACAAACUUUAAGGUUUAGCAAGAAACCCACGUCCUUGAUCCGCCUAAAGCAGCGGCUCUUGGAAUCCUUAGGUCAAAAAGUUGUUUUGCUGCACUCCGGAAAUAUGGCGACCAGUGCCAAGGAACUUCAAAAGCUCCUACAGCCAGCGGUGGAGAGGAUACAAGAUACUGAGGUCGUCCAAGGCCUGAACAACUAAAUUGUGUGAUAUCGAGGCUGAUACCAGAGGCUUCAUAGGCUAGUUACAGAUUGUAGCUUUAUUUAACAAUGUUUUAUGUACGUGUAAAUAUUAUUUAAAUAUUAAUAGCACUAAACGUAA
Drosophila pseudoobscura is the source of this 2692-nucleotide messenger RNA. RefSeq lists its product as uncharacterized. Bases 857 to 2572 code for a protein of 571 amino acids. The transcript is spliced from 3 exons. Lineage: Eukaryota; Metazoa; Arthropoda; Insecta; Diptera; Drosophilidae. The record is from RefSeq and is a predicted model, not a curated record.